CAUCAUCUGCUAAGGACACAGUAGCCCGUGCAAGAGCAGUAUAACAGUGACAUAAAUUACCACCCUUGGUUAUUUAAUUUCCCUUACAAACCAUAGGGAAAAACAACAACUUCAUUUAUAUAUGCCUUAGGGUGGACAAUCUAGCUAGCAUGUUAUUAACUUUUACUUUUAUUAUUUUUCUGUCUUCAUGACACCAAAUGAUUGAGAAAUAACAAGAGGGACUAGAAGUAGCUCAAUUUUAUGCAUAAGAAAACAAUAGCCAGAAGAUUGAAUUGUUUUCUUCUCUUCGUCUCCUGAUUGCUUCUGUCUCCUUAGAUACUUUCCUCUUUGUAUCUUUUGUGUUUUAAUCUCUGAGGUUUUUUUUUUCUGACCGACAAGAAAGCAGGGAAAAAUUCAAACAUACUUCAGCAGAAGGAUAUAUUCGAACAUGUAAUAGGUUUCACUUUUGGUUCAGCAAUUAGUUCCAGAUUUGCACAACAAUUAUGGCGGAAGCUUCCUCAUCCACUCCAUUCUUUGGAAUCAGAGAAGAAAGCUUAAGUCAGACAAGUUCACACCAUCAACUCUCCACUGUUGCUCCAAACUCAGUGCCUCAAAAGAAACGAAGGAAUCAACCUGGAACACCAAAUCCAGAUGCGGAGGUGAUAGAGCUAUCUCCCAAGACCCUAAUGGCAACAAACAGGUUUAUAUGUGAGGUGUGCAAUAAAGGGUUCCAAAGAGAGCAAAACCUACAGCUUCACAGAAGAGGACACAACCUGCCUUGGAAGCUGAAGCAGAAGAGUACAAAAGAGCCAAAAAGAAAGGUUUAUCUUUGUCCCGAGCCCACCUGCGUCCAUCAUGAUCCUUCAAGGGCUUUGGGAGACCUCACUGGGAUCAAGAAGCACUACUCUCGCAAGCACGGUGAGAAGAAGUGGAAGUGUGAAAAGUGCUCAAAGAAAUACGCUGUUCAAUCUGAUUGGAAGGCACAUUCUAAGACUUGUGGCACUAGAGAAUACAGAUGUGACUGUGGCACUCUCUUCUCUAGGCGUGACAGUUUCAUCACUCAUAGGGCCUUUUGUGAUGCUCUAGCACAAGAGAGUGCAAGAUACCCCAGUGGCUUAAACCCUUUGGGGACUCAUUUGUUUUCCACAAACCACACUAGUUUAAGCCUAUCCCAAGUGGGUUCCCAACUUUCCCAAGGUCAAAACCAGAACCAAACAGCCACGAACAGCAUUUUGCGCCUUGGUGCAGCAACAAAGUUUGAGCACUUUAUCCCUUCUCUAAACCACUCUUCAUUUGGACACUCGCCACAAUCAAUGCCUACUUCCUCACCUUUCUUCAUGAAUGACAACACAAAUCAUGCAUUUGAAGAACACCAACCACAUCAUAAUGAACCAUUCUCAAGCAAGCAACUACAUGGCCUAAUGCAAUUCCCUGAUCUUCAAGGCAACAACAACAACAACAACUCCGAUUCUUCAUCAGUAGCUGCUCCUUCCAAUCUUUUCAACCUCAGUUUCUUCCCAAGUAGCAAUAGCACCACCAUAAUCCCUGAUCAAUUCAACAACAUAAGUGGAAGUGACCAAGGAACAACAACAACAACACCACUCUAUGUUAAUAACAACCAAGCAGUAAGUGAUCAUGUUGGUUCGAGUUUUUCUUCACUCUUUGACAAUUCAAUAGAAAACGUGUCAUCGCCUCUUAUGUCUGCCACUGCGAUGCUUCAAAAAGCUGCUCAAAUGGGUUCAACCACAACCACCAACAAUGGUUCUUCUUUACUUAGGGGAAUUUGUAGCUCCUCAAAUAGCAAUGGUUCCAAAGCUGAAAAUGAACACCACCACAAUCUUCAUGGGUUGAUGAACUCUAAUAUUUCCAACGGACACACGUCCUUGUUUGGGAACAUGCAAGGGAACGAAAGCAACCUUUAUGGUUUUCACAAUGUGGAUGAGUCCAAUAAUAAGUUGCACCAUAGUCUCAAUGUAAACUUUGGAGAUUCUGAUAAGUUGACCUUAGACUUUUUGGGCGUAGGAGGAAUGGUGAGAAACAUGAGUGGUGGAUUUUCACAAAGAGAACAGCAACAACAGCAACAGCGUGUCAUGAGUUAUUUGGACCCUGACCUAAAGUCACCGCAGUCAAAUCUUCAUUUUGGAAAGUCAACGCUGCUAUAAGAUUAGGGAGAAUGAAAGAAAAUGCCUGUUACGUGUGUAUGAACUUGCUUAUAACUGUUCUUCCCUUUAUUUUAUUAUCUUUUCCUCAAAAGAAGCCUAAUUGGUAUAUUAAUUAUGGUUUCAGUUCUAAAAAUUGCAAUCCUUGUGUUUUUCUUGAACAUCCCCCCUCCUUUUUCUACUUCACUCUCACUUUGACAGUGAUAGACAUCUAAUAAGUUUACUGUUUCAUUGAAUUUCAUGAGAUAUAAA
Molecule: messenger RNA, 2390 nt
Organism: Cajanus cajan (pigeon pea)
Lineage: Eukaryota; Viridiplantae; Streptophyta; Magnoliopsida; Fabales; Fabaceae
Product: protein indeterminate-domain 4, chloroplastic
Cellular component (GO): nucleus
Molecular function (GO): DNA-binding transcription factor activity
Source: RefSeq, a predicted model, not a curated record